Cicer arietinum (chickpea) is the source of this 2158-nucleotide messenger RNA. Its product is annotated as pyruvate kinase isozyme A, chloroplastic-like. Gene Ontology annotation, molecular function: pyruvate kinase activity; magnesium ion binding; potassium ion binding. Lineage: Eukaryota; Viridiplantae; Streptophyta; Magnoliopsida; Fabales; Fabaceae. The record is from RefSeq and is a predicted model, not a curated record. Gene Ontology annotation, biological process: glycolytic process.
UAAUAUAAAGGACAACUUUAAAAACAAAAUCAUCUCAUGUUUAUACGAAGCUGUCGCUGCAUUUAUCUCCCUGGUUUGUUCUGCGACCACAAUCCAAACAUUGACGGAGUUUACAACAAAAUCCUUCAAACCCCAUCAUCGAUUUUCUUCUAAAGUUCACAACUUGGAUCUCACAUUACUCAGUUAGUCACAACUGUAUUCUUCCCACCAAGAACCUCAUGGCAAUGAUUUUCAAGUCAAUGUCCGCUUCAACAAGCGAUCUAAGCUUUGUGAGACAAUCUUGUAUAUCUGGAAACCCUUCAUUAGAUUUGAAAAAUAGGGCUUUCAAUUUUGGAUUUUGUUGCAAGGGAGAAGAGAAAUGGAAGGUAAAAUAUGGGGUUGCUAAGGUUCGAGCAACAGUGGAAUUGGGUGUGAAAAAAGGAAGCAAUGUUGCAUUGGAGGGAACUUUAGGGUUGGAUUUGGUUUCAGAAGGAGAGUUAAUGGUGAAGGGUUUUAGAGGGUUGAGGAAGACAAAGCUUGUGUGCACUGUUGGUCCUGCUUGUAGUUCAUUGGAGGAUUUAGAGAAGUUGGCAAUGGGUGGAAUGAACGUUGCAAGGCUUAAUAUGUGUCAUGGUAGUAGAGAAUGGCACCGUGAUGUUAUUAGGAAGAUUAAGAAGAUGAAUGAGGAAAAGGGUUUUUCUGUUUCUGUUAUGAUUGAUACUGAGGGUAGUCAGAUUCAUGUUGUUGAUCAUGGAGCACCUUCUUCGGUUAAAGUAGAGGAAGAUUCAACUUGGUUGUUUACUACUGAACAUUUUGAGGGUUCUCGUCCAUUCACCGUUCAAGCAAACUAUAAAGGCUUUUCUGAAGGUAUUGAAGUAGGUGAUGAACUUGUUAUUGAUGGUGGAAUGGCAUGCUUUGUAGUCAUUGAAAAAACUGGAAAUGAUUUGCACUGUAAGUGCAUAGAUGCUGGUCUUUUCUUACCUGGAGCCAAAUUUAGUUGCUGGAGAGAUGGAAAGCUUGUAAGGAGGAAUUACAAGUUCCCCACUCUAUCAACAAAGGAUUGGGCUGACAUUAACUUUGGUAUAGCUGAGGGUGUUGAUUUUUUUGCCUUAUCCUUUGUCAAUCAUGCUGACUCUGUUAAGGAUUUAAAGAACUACCUCUCUUCCAAAUCACCCAAAUCCAUAAAAGUAUUGGCAAAGGUAGAAAGCCUAGAAUCGCUUAAUAAUCUGGAGGAAAUAGUGAAAGCUUCAGAUGGGAUCGUGGUAGCUCGUGGUGACCUUGGAGUCGAAAUACCACUUGAACAAAUUCCAACAGUCCAGGAGCAUAUUGUUCGCAUUUGCAGACAACAAAAUAAGCCAGUGAUUGUAGCUUCUCAGCUUCUUGAGUCAAUGGUUGAGUAUCCAACACCAACUCGUGCUGAGGUAGCAGAUGUUUCUGAAGCAGUUCGACAAUAUGCGGAUGCUUUGAUGUUAUCUGGUGAGUCAGCUAUUGGUUCAUUUGGACAGAAAGCUUUGGCAGUGUUGGAUAUGACUAGCAGUAGAAUGGAAUCAUGGAGUAGAGAGGAAAACAGACAAAAUCUUCUCAAUAACCAUAAACUUGGAGCAUCAUUGCCAGAUUGCAUCACUGAGCAAAUAUGCAAUUGUGCUGUUGAAAUGGCUAACAAACUUGGCGUGGAUGCCAUCUUUGUAUACACAAAGCAUGGUUACAUGGCAUCGUUACUAUCACGCAACCGUCCAGAUCCUCCUAUCUUCGCUUUCACCAACGAUGAGAGUACCCGCAUGGCGCUGAAUUUGCAAUGGGGUGUUGUACCACUUCUUGUUGAUUUAUCAGAUGACGCUGAAUCCAACAUCUCAAAAUCUGUGGAGCUUAUGAAAUCCAAAGAAUUGAUCAACAAAGGAGAUGUUGUUCUAGUGGUCUCAGAUGUUGCUCCAACACGUACAACUCCCAUGGCUCUCCAAUCAAUUCAGGUUAAGACAAUUAUCUAGAAAUGCAAGGCUGCAAAUAUAGUGAAAGAUACGUGUCUUUGUAUUUUCUUGACUUGGAAGUUGGAUAUUAUUGUUAUAAUGUAUUCCUAGUUUGUGGUCCUUAUACAAUAAUACGACAAAGCCUAAAAAUGAAUUAUUAUUUUUAGAACGAGGUACUCCUUUAUAAAUAUGCUUCUGAAUUCAUGAAAUGCCAA